AUGCUGCCGGACCACGUCGGCGCGCCGCUCGGCCACGAGCACGGCGGCUUCACCUUCUUCAUGCUGGAGUUUCAUUACGACAACCCUCGCAAGCACGCCGGUUUGAAGGACAGCAGCGGUAUCGAGUUGUUCUUCACGCGCUCGCUUCGCCCGGUGGAGGCGGGCGUCCUGACCGUGGGGCACGCGGUAUCGUCCACCCAGCUGAUCCCUCCUGGACAGAAGAACUUCAUCACGGCCUCAGUGUGUGCCGGAGCCUGCACGGAGGAGUACCUGCCCAGCGAAGGUGUGCAGAUCCACUCUGUCCUACUGCACGCACACGUGGCGGGCAGGUCGCUGAACGUGCGGCACAUCAGAGAUGGCCGCGAGCUGCCGCCCAUCGCUCACGACUGGACGUAUGACUUCAACUUCCAGCAGAGUCGCGUAAUGAAGGGGAAUGUGCGGAUCCUGCCUGGCGACACACUAAUCCUGGAGUGCGGAUACAACACGGAGGACCGCACCAACGUCACCAUGGGUGGGUUCUCCACUCGGAACGAGAUGUGCCUGGCGUUCGUGACGUACUACCCGCGGACGGCCCUGCACAGCUGCCCCAGUUACCCUAAUAUGGGCCACUACCUGAAGGAUCUCGGUGUGCGAUCGGUGGAGGUCGCUGGUCUGGAGUUGCCCCCGGAUAUUGGAGGGAAUCUCUGGACUAUUGGCGGAUUUAAAUACAGAACAGACCUCGUCAACCAGCUUCAGAUUUUCAAAAAUGAGACGGAAGAAGACAAGAGUAUCAGAUCAUCGAAUGAUAACUCUGUCAAGGUGUCUCCCGAAGAGUGGUUUAAUAAAGCCCAGCUUAGUACCAUGAAGGUGUCAGCAGAAGGCUCGCCGACCGUCACCCUGUACGAGUACCUGACUCAGAUGAACUGGGAACAGCCAGCUGUGGAUGCCCUGCAGGCUCAGGUCAACGGUGGCCAACUCUUCCAUCGGUGUCGAGGCAAUCAUGCGAUGUUACCGAGCGACUACAGAGACGAGUACUCGGGACCGUCUUCGUACCCCGAGUUCGAGCCUCUGGUGGCGGAGACGCCCGCGUGCGCAUGAGGAAGCACCAGUGGAGCAGCCAGGCGGCAUGGCCUUCUGGGCCUCGUCUCGCUUACCGUGGUC
Messenger RNA from Pollicipes pollicipes, 1140 nucleotides. RefSeq names its product DBH-like monooxygenase protein 1 homolog. Gene Ontology annotation, cellular component: secretory granule membrane. Gene Ontology annotation, molecular function: dopamine beta-monooxygenase activity; copper ion binding. Gene Ontology annotation, biological process: norepinephrine biosynthetic process; octopamine biosynthetic process; dopamine catabolic process. Lineage: Eukaryota; Metazoa; Arthropoda; Thecostraca; Pollicipedomorpha; Pollicipedidae. The record is from RefSeq and is a predicted model, not a curated record. The transcript has 9 exons. Bases 1 to 1077 code for a protein of 358 amino acids.